AUGAGCACCACGCAAGCCACGACGGAGCCGGACAAGGAUGGCCAGACCGCGCAUCAUGAGGACACAGUGGACGAUGAAAAGUCGCAACCCGCCAGCGAGUCGAACCUCGUCUACUCAAACGCUGAAGAGGAGCCCGAGAUUCACCUGCGCACUUAUAUCGCCCUGGCAGCCAUGUUGAUGCUCAAUUAUGUUCAAAUCAUCGCCCUACAAGGGCCCCCCGUCGUCUUGGAAAAUAUCGGCGAAAGUCUUCAUAAUACUGCCGCGCAGACUUGGGUGCCCAACGCGCUGGCCCUUGUUCAGGCCGUCUUGGCACCCAUCAUUUCGUCGGCUUCCGAUACUUUCCAAGCAAGGAAGCUUAUCAUGGUUGUCUGCUGCGUGAUUUCGUUCAUCGGUUCAGCAAUUGCGCCCGGAUCUCAAAGCAUCUACCGACUAAUCGUGGCCCAAAUCCUCAUUGGAUUUGGCUUCUCCUCCACCGCUCUGGCCUACUGUGUUCCGAGCGAGAUCCUACCGAAGAAAUGGCGGCCGAUGGUUCAAUCCAUCAUCAAUAUUGCCGCGGCUCUUGGCGCCUGUUCAGGCCCGCUCAUCAUCGGCGCUCUUAGCCGCUACGACCCAGAAAAUGGUUGGCGCAAGUAUUUUUGGAUCCAAAUGGCACUCUGGGGAGCCACUGCAAUCUGCAUCUUCGUUGGUUAUAGGCCGCUAAAAAGGCAUACCGUCUACGACAACUUCACGCUUAGCCAGAAGCUCAUGGCUCUCGAUAUCAUCGGAGUUGGACUGUUCACUGCAGGACUUACACUUUUCUUGGUCGGUCUCAAUCUGGGCGGUGGGUUAUAUCUUUGGACCAACGCCAAGGUGUUGGUCACUCUGGUGGUCGGACUCGUCACGUUGCUUGCCUUCAUCGGAUACGAGUGGAAAGGCACUAAAACCGGCAUGGCGCAUCACGACCUGUUCCGGGCAGGGCCUAACGCCGGCCGUGUCUUUGGGAUAUUCCUUGGUCUCAUUUUUGUCGAAGGGAUUAUGCUCUUUGCCUUUGUCAUCUUUUAUCCGGUGCUCACGACGGCUCUUUUUGAGCAAGACUCCCUUCUGCUUGCCGCUCGCGCUCAGCCCUUUUGGUUGGCUGGCGGGGCGUCAACAGUGGUAUGGGGCUACUGGAGCGUCAAGGCCAAGUCCAUCCGCGUGCCAUUGUGUGCCGGAUUCGUCAUUUUUACGGGCGGCAUCAUUGGAUUCACAACUAUUCAACCGGGUGAUUCCACACGGGCCUGUAUUUUUGCUGGGUUAGCCGGCAUCGGUUUCGGUGCGCCGCUUAUCCUUAUCAUUGCCGGCAUUCAGCUUGCCACCCCCCACUCUCUGAUCGCUACAGGGACUGCGUUGGCCAUUACUAGCCGCGCGGUUUCGACCGCUAUUUUUACCGCCAUAUUCAGUGCCGCAUUGACCGAUCGCCUGGAGCCCAACAUCAUCAGCUACGUGUCAAGGGCCGCAAUCUCUGCAGGGCUUCCGGCGAGCUCGGUGCAGGCUUUUGUGAUGGCUCUUUCCGGAAAAGACGAGGCUGCGCUAAUGAAGGUUCCUGGAGUCACUCCGCCCAUGAUUGAAGCGGGCAUCACGGCUCUGAAGCAAGCUUUCGCUGACAGCAUCAGAGUCAUAUUCAUUAUUGCAGCUCCAUUUGGGACUGUAGCUUGCCUGCUCUGUUUCUUCCUUGACGACCAAAGCAAGGAGAUGAACUACCGGGUAGACGCACCGGUUGAGGAUCUUCACGUUCGAUCGCAUCGACAUCACGCCGCCUCGGAAGCAUGA
Messenger RNA from Purpureocillium lilacinum, 1788 nucleotides. RefSeq lists its product as uncharacterized. The record is from RefSeq and is a predicted model, not a curated record. Gene Ontology annotation, cellular component: plasma membrane. Gene Ontology annotation, molecular function: transmembrane transporter activity. Gene Ontology annotation, biological process: transmembrane transport. Lineage: Eukaryota; Fungi; Ascomycota; Sordariomycetes; Hypocreales; Ophiocordycipitaceae.